AUGUCGCCCAACGGGUCCUCCACGCGCAUCGCGUCAGGGGAGGUCUUCCCACGGUUCGAGUUCCCGACCAUCAUCAUGAGCCGUUUCUUCUUCUCCUCCAUCGAAGUGACCCGCCAGGUCUUCUACAAGUCUGCACAAUCAUUUGCACUGGUCAAUCUGAAACCCAUUGUUCCCGGACACUCCGAGCUUUCCAGCCUCAUGAAAUCCGUGCAACGCGUCGGCCGCGUUGUCGAACGCGCAUUUGGUGCCGACGCGCUCACCAUUGCCUGUCAGGACGGCAAAGCAGCAGGCCAAAGUAUUCCCCAUGUCCACUUCCACAUUCUGCCACGCAAACUGACGGGAGACCGCUUCGCCAACAACGACGACAUCUAUCCUGAACUCGAGAAGUCUGAGGGGGGUUUGCCCAAGGAUCUCCAGACCGCCGCCGAUCGGUACGAGCCGCUGAAGAUGGACGCGGACGACAACCGGAAACCACGCACUAUUGAAGAGAUGGACAAGGAGGCGCAGUGGUUGAAGACGUUCUUUGAGGAGCAGUGA
Schizophyllum commune H4-8 is the source of this 537-nucleotide messenger RNA. RefSeq names its product HIT-like protein. Bases 1 to 537 code for a protein of 178 amino acids. The record is from RefSeq and is a predicted model, not a curated record. Gene Ontology annotation, molecular function: catalytic activity. The transcript is spliced from 4 exons. Lineage: Eukaryota; Fungi; Basidiomycota; Agaricomycetes; Agaricales; Schizophyllaceae.